Molecule: messenger RNA, 386 nt
Organism: Drosophila busckii
Lineage: Eukaryota; Metazoa; Arthropoda; Insecta; Diptera; Drosophilidae
Product: COP9 signalosome complex subunit 9 homolog
Exons: 2
Coding region: 86-310 (74 amino acids)
Biological process (GO): negative regulation of protein neddylation
Source: RefSeq, a predicted model, not a curated record
UUGUUUUGGCAGUGGCAGCACUAUAGCAGAAAAACGUAAACAUUGGGCAAAUUGUUUUCGUAGCUUUAUAUUAUAAAAAAUUGAAAUGGAUCUGAACAUGAAGCCGUCCCUUGCUGUUGAUGAGAUGUUUUCCGAAGGUCCCGGCUAUAUGGACAUGGAGGAGUCGGGCAGCGCUUCGGGCAUGAUGAUGGAUCAUUUACAUACACCCACACAAAAUACAAAUGAUAAGCAUGUACAUGCCGACUUUUACAACGACUUUGAUGAUCUGUUCGAUGAUGAAGAUAACUGGGCCAAAGUAAACGGGAAGUAAAUGCGGCACAAGCAAACAAGGAUGUUAUUUAAGUUAGAUUAGAAAACAAUAAACCUAUUUGUAUUCAUUCAACAAA